Molecule: messenger RNA, 552 nt
Organism: Gastrolobium bilobum
Lineage: Eukaryota; Viridiplantae; Streptophyta; Magnoliopsida; Fabales; Fabaceae
Product: serine carboxypeptidase-like 29
Biological process (GO): proteolysis
Cellular component (GO): vacuole
Molecular function (GO): serine-type carboxypeptidase activity
Source: RefSeq, a predicted model, not a curated record
AUGACACACUCUUGGUGGUUUCAAACUUUAGCCAUAGGCACCACAUGGUUCAGUCUUUUGGUAUGCUCAACAUCUUCAACUGACCCAUUUCUUCAACAACGCCUAGACAAUGUUGGUUGGCUCCCAGGUCAAACCUUUAACAUCAGCUUUGAACACUAUUCUGGUUAUGUCACUAUUAAUGACCAAGCUGGGAGGUCACUGUUCUAUUGGUUCAUUGAGGCUCAAGAAGACCCUCACUCCAAACCCCUUGUUUUAUGGUUCAAUGGAGGGCCUGGAUGUUCAUCCAUUGCUUAUGGGGAGGCGGAGGAAAUUGGCCCUUUUCAUAUAAAGUGAGGCAAGACCCUUUACCUGAAUCCUUAUUCUUGGAAUCAAGCUGCCAACAUUCUUUUUCUUGACUCUCCUGUUGGAGUUGGAUUUUCGUAUUCAAAUACUUCAUCUGACAUUCAGAACAAUGGUGAUAGGAGGACAGCUGAGGACUCUUUGAUAUUUCUACUGAAGUGGUUUGAACGUUUUCCCCAGUAUAAAGGAAGGGACUUUUUUUAUCAGUGGUGA